AUGAAUGGCGCAUGCGCUUGUGGUGCCGUGAAAUACACCACGCCUACAGAGAGACCUAUCACGCUUUUCCACUGCCACUGCAUCGACUGCCAAAAGCAAUCCUCCAGCGCCUUCGGGACAUCCGCCAUUUUCCCUUUCUUCCGAGUUGAUGACAAUCCGAACGUGUCACACUUUGUCCGCCAGUGUGAUAGUGGACGGAGACAGAAUUGUUACUUCUGCAGCACCUGUGGCAGUCGGAUUCUACAUGCGCAAAUCAUAGAAGGUGGCUAUCCCGAAGUUGUCGCAGUGAAAGGCGGUCUACUAGAAGGCCUCGACUGGAAAGGGGCAAUGCACAUCUUCUGUAAAAGUGCUGUCGUACCCAUUCCUGAUGGCGUCAAGAGAUGGGAAGCGGAGCCCGACUUUGGACACCGUCAAGGAGAUUAA
This is a messenger RNA of Plenodomus lingam JN3, 423 nucleotides long. The record is from RefSeq and is a predicted model, not a curated record. NCBI's taxonomy places the organism in Eukaryota, Fungi, Ascomycota, Dothideomycetes, Pleosporales, Leptosphaeriaceae.